CCGAGCUGAGGAAGUUUGUCCACUUGGGCCCGCCGUCGCGCCGCGCCGCCAUAUUGUCCGCCGGAGCCGCCGAGGUGUCCUGAGGGAGCGGAGCUGCGCCGGGAUGGCUCUGUGCCAAGGCAAGCAGAGGAACAGCCACCCUGGGUAGAUCUGCAUCUCACUCAUGAAAAAGCAACUGUCAGAAACCAUGGCGAGCCCAGGGAAGGACAAUUACCGGAUGAAGAGCUAUAAGAACAAAGCACUAAACCCAGAAGAAAUGAGAAGGCGGCGAGAGGAAGAGGGAAUCCAGCUCCGUAAGCAGAAACGAGAACAACAGCUUUUUAAACGAAGAAAUGUGGAACUAAUCAGUGAAGACGCCGCCAUGUUUGACACACUACUCAUGGACUCCUAUGUCAGUUCCACCACUGGGGACAGAGUGAUCACAAGAGAGAUGGUGGAGAUGCUCUUUUCUGAAGACUCCGACCUGCAGUUAGCAACCACACAGAAGUUCCGCAAGCUGCUCUCAAAGGAGCCAAAUCCUCCCAUAGAUGAGGUGAUUAAUACCCCUGGAGUAGUGGACAGGUUUGUGGAAUUUCUGAAGAGGAGCGAGAACUGCACAUUACAGUUUGAAGCUGCCUGGGCCCUGACCAACAUUGCCUCAGGAACCUCACAACAGACCAAAAUUGUCAUUGAAGCUGGAGCUGUCCCUAUCUUCAUAGAAUUACUUAACUCUGACUUUGAGGAUGUACAAGAACAGGCAGUCUGGGCCCUGGGAAACAUAGCUGGUGACAGCUCUGUCUGCAGAGAUUAUGUCUUGAACUGUGCCAUCCUCCCACCGUUGUUGAUACUCCUCACCAAGUCCACACGUGUAACAAUGACUCGGAAUGCUGUCUGGGCCCUGUCAAACCUGUGCCGAGGAAAGAAUCCGCCCCCCGAGUUUGAGAAGGUGUCUCCCUGUUUGCCUGUGCUGUCCCGCCUUCUGUUCAGCAGUGACUCAGAUUUGCUGGCAGAUGCAUGUUGGGCCCUCUCCUAUCUGUCAGACGGUCCCAACGAGAAGAUUCAAGCCGUCAUAGACUCUGGGGUCUGUCGGAGACUGGUGGAGCUCUUAAUGCACAAUGAUUACAAAGUGGCCUCCCCUGCCCUUCGAGCAGUAGGCAACAUUGUCACUGGUGACGACAUCCAGACCCAGGUGAUUCUCAACUGCGCAGCCCUACCUUGCCUCCUCCACUUACUGAGUAGCCCCAAGGAGUCAAUACGGAAAGAAGCUUGCUGGACAAUUUCAAACAUCACAGCUGGAAACAGGGCUCAGAUACAGGCUGUCAUAGAUGCAAAUAUUUUUCCUGUAUUGAUCGAGAUCCUGCAGAAAGCUGAGUUCCGCACAAGGAAAGAGGCUGCCUGGGCCAUCACCAAUGCCACGUCAGGGGGAACUCCUGAGCAGAUCAGGUAUCUGGUUACGCUGGGUUGCAUCAAACCUCUGUGCGACUUGCUGACUGUGAUGGACUCUAAGAUUGUACAAGUUGCCCUCAAUGGCCUGGAGAACAUCCUGCGGUUGGGUGAGCAAGAGGCUAAGCGGACAGGCACGGGGGCCAACCCCUACUGUGGCCUCAUUGAAGAAGCUUAUGGCUUGGACAAGAUCGAGUUUCUCCAGAGCCAUGAAAACCAAGAGAUCUACCAGAAGGCCUUUGACCUCAUUGAACACUACUUUGGCGUGGAAGAUGAAGACACAGGCCUGACUCCUCGGGUGGAUGAGACGCAGCAGCAGUUCAUCUUUCAGCAGCCUGAGGCCCCCAUGGAGGGCUUCCAGUUAUAAUGCCUGCCAUGGGGAGGGGAGGGGAGGGAGAAGAGAGGAGAGCACCACAGACUGUCCCAUACAGUCCUUGACAGUGGUGGUGGCAGUGGCAGCAGCAGUGGUGGCAGCAGCAGGGAGGGGACAGCCAGGCUUCCUGCCCCAGCCCUGGAGACUGCCCUUGCUGCCUACUCCUUCCCUCUCUUCCCAGGAGGCCCCUCUGAGGACAGGCCAAGGCCAAGGCUUUGCUUUCGUGGAGAGAAGGGGGCUUGUUUUUCCUCCUUACCCAUUAUAUUUUUGCUGCAUACCUGUCUAACCCAGGAGCCCAGGGUGGAAAAAGGAGGACUGAGGUAACCAAUUUGCACCUUUUUUUUUCUUUUGUGGUGAUUUUUCUCUUCGUCCUUCCUUUCGUCCCUCCCUGGCCCCUGCCCCAGGCUGUGUCAGUCUUACUUUGGGUACUUGAGCAGAUGGAAUAUUCCAGUGGGGGGUGGGGGGAGGGAGAGAAUCAAAAAAAAAAAGUGUUCAUGCUCUGAUGGAAUAUUAAUCCUGGAUGCUUGGAUUGAGUCAUUGAAGCUUUUUCUUUUUCCUUUUGCACAUUUUACUCGUAUUAUAAUUCCUCCUGGCAUUUUGGGGACAUCCUUGAGUCUCUUAAGAGUAGAGUACCUGGCUCUCAUCAGUGGCUGGUACACUAUGACCGUGAUGUUACCAUUCUGGUUGCCUUCCCUUCUGCCUUUCUGCCUCCCCGGGGCUGGGGGUCUUUGGGAGAACCAGUCCCACCUUCCUUGGUUUGGGAGAUGGGGCCACCUUAUGGUUACAAGGUUGGCCUCAGGAAAGGGGAUGGUAAAGGCCCUCAGGUGAAAUGACCCAGAUGUAGCUACUGAUCCUGCUUUUCCAAAACUCUCCCUCCACCCAGCUGUCAAAAUGGUGCAACCCCUAACUUCAUUGUUUACUUGAAAUUCCCCCUUAGCGGUGGGCCCUGCCCUGGGGUGGCAAUGUUUUCUCCUGAGUCCAUGGCAAGUAAUGGUCUCUUUCCUUUAUUGGGGGAAAGAAACCAGCCUCAGCCUGGUUUCCCACAGAGGGAAUGCAGGGAUGGCGACACGUGUCCAGAUUGCCAGACACUUGUGUCUUUAGCCUUUCUUUCUCCUCAUCCACAGCUGGAUCAUGUUCAUUUCACUCACAAAGGAGAGAAUGUCAAAGCUCUGUAUUUUUUAUAUUCUAUAUAUUAGGUAGGUGAGUCUUAAUUGGUUUGGGGAGGAAACAGAUCUAUGAGCUGUCUUAAUUCCUAUAAAUAGGAUGCUGUGAGGCAGACAGAGCCUGGGGACAAUAUCUCCCUUUCCCAGUUAAGAGGUUCCAAUCCUUCUCCCUUCUUGCCUGAGCUCUGGUGGCCCAAAGCCAGAUCAGGCAUGAGUUGACCCAGGAUUUUCACCUAACCAAGCACAUGAAGAUGGCUUAGGCGGCAGUAAACAAAUGGAAGGAGAGGGAGCAGGGGAAGAAUGUGCUCCAUCUUAGUCCUGCUGGACUCUUAGUAACUCUGAGGUCAAAGAGAGCAGGAGGUCCUGGCCAAGCCUGGCUACCGUUAGCAUCUGAUGACCCAAGUAACCCCCUGUUUGAAUUUACCACAAGGAACAGCUGCCUCUUUGCUCCCCAAAGUAUAAUCUUUGUUUCUUUGCCUAUAGCUGCAAAUAGGACAUGUUUGCUGGUGACCAAAUGACUCUUUGAAGUAGUGAAGGCGGGGAACCAGAAGGGCUUGGGUUCUGGCCUCUGUAAGGCUGUGUCACAACAAGGGCAGAUGGCAGGUAAACCUGACACUCAGACUUUGACCAGCAGAGCAAGUCUGCCUUCCAUAUAAAUACUCUCUCCAAUCUAUAUCUUCUCCCACGUUGAAAAAGAAAAAAAGGGUGCAUUUGCACAGAUUGGCCAUUUUUGUUGAUUUUGAACAUAAGACCACAAGCAGAGUUGUGUACGUUGCCCUCUGUUCCCCCAGGGCCUUUUAGGCAACAAGGCACCUGCUAUUGUGACCCAGGAAGGCCAAGGAGAAUCCAUGUGUCCUCCCUCUCGCAUCUUAAAGGGAGUGGUUGUUCCAUUGGCCAAGAGUUCCUUAUUUGUCCUCUUCUUUCCUCUCCCUCCCCCAAGAUAGCUCAGAUUCUGGCAUGUCCUCAAAGCUGUUACAACUGGCAGCUAUAGGUAAGAGGCACACAUCAAAGAUUUCUCUACUCUUUUAUAAACUGAUGAACCAUGAGCUGUUAUGGAAUCCAGCCCUGGAAGCCUGGGGGUAACUUCCCAGUUCCCCAGAAAAUAAGAGAACUGGAACUCUCUGUUUUAGCAAGCCCUGUGUCAUUCACAAGAUUCUCUCUCCUCAAAUUAAGAGAAAAACGUUUUCUUAUUGGUGUUUUUGAUCUGAAGAGUGACAGUAUUUCAGAAGAAUCCCAUGUCAAGCAGCAUCUCAAGCCUCUGAAACUCCUUGUGAUUAAAAUGUCCUUUAUGGGGCAGCUAGGUGGCGCAGUGGUUACAGCACCAACCCUAGAUUUAAGAGGACUUGAGUUCAAAUCUGGCCUUAGACACAUAACACUUAGUAGCUGUGUGACCCUGGGCAAGUCACUUAACCCCAUUGCCUAACAAAAAAAAAACACAUCCUUUAUCUUGGAACCCCAAAACACAUCUCACUAUGAGCCCAGUGGUCCAGACAGCAGGGGAUUUGCAUGGCCUUCGAUCCAUUGCUCCAAGUCCACUUUACGUACUUGAGAGCUAGGGAAACACCGACUGCAGAUUGGCUUUGUCGGGCUGUUCUUUGGUCGUCAGCCAUUCUUAUGCUCUUAUGGAGAUAGUGACUCCAUCUUCAAUUCCUCACUUGUAGGCUCUGGUUUGUCUCAUGCCCCAUUGGGCAGACGCCUUCUUAUCUGAUAGUUCUCAGCCCUGCAUUUUUAUUUCUGACAAGGUUCCUGUACACCCCAAAGUACUCUUGCCUGCUAGCUCCUAUCACUGGUUUCUUGACAAUUUUGGCUGUUAAUGCCCUGGUCUCCAGGCCCAAGUCUAUAUAGCCUCUGAAUGAGUCUGAGCUUGGGGGAUUGGAAGGGUGAUGACGUGGAAGGUGAGGAAGUAGUCUGAGGAGGGAUGUAGAUCAGCAGACCUGUUAUUGAAGGAAAUCAAAGCAGCUUCCUUCGCAGUCAGCCUGGCGCAUUUUUCAGGACUUGACCCAUAAUCAAAGACUUUGGAUCUCAGCUUUUUUGUUAGUACUCCUAGAAAAUAUACACAAGGACCUGACAGGGUGGGAUGGUAUUUCCUAACUGAAUGAGCCCCUGAAUCAUCAGCCGUCUCAUCUCUCUUGUCCAUCCAGCCCAAAUGGUCCAGUUCCAACCCCAUGAUCCUCAUGUCUGGACUCCUGAGGUCCAUGGCCCUCCUUCCCAAAUCGAUUCACACCUUUCUUUGGAUGCAAGUAGUGUUUUGUGGAUCUUCUUGGCAUCUCCGUCCCACCUUCUUUCAGGACCUGCACUGAUUUUGCCCUUUGCGAGCAAGAAAUGUGCCAAGGCUUCUCUCAGUUCCCAGGGAUCUAGGAAUCCCUCUCCCUCAGCAGCCCUUUGAACUCUAAUUUAUACUGAUUCAGAAAAGUCUUUGCCCAGCUUAGAAGUUGUUUCUGUACCAGACUAUCUUCUCAACUUGGAGAGCCAAUUAUGGGGUGAUUUUGUUUAUGGAAGAAUUCAGAGUGUUCAUGAGACAUGUUCUUUAACAUGUUCUUCUUCUCUGGGUCAGCACUGUUGGCAUGUGCAAGUCCCCAUGUGCUUUUGUAUUAUGAACUAGAGAAUCCAGUUGGUAUGACAGAUGCCGAUGUUUUGAAAGAAAACCCAACCUGGGAGAAGAAGCCUAUGGAUUCUGUGCUAGAGGUGCCUCCGACCCCUGUACCUGCCUGGACUCCCUAAAUCACCUCUACCUUCUCCCUUCCUUCCCUGAGGUAUCUGAGAAAAAGGACAGUGGCCAAGAGCUGUGGGGGAACCUUGGCUCCGACCUUUGGAGCCAUCAACUUCUAUCUUGUGCCAAAGUCACCAGCAUGUCCAUUCUGUCCUUGCCUGCCAAUGCCUCUCAGCCUUCUCCAUUGAUGGUACCCAUGGUACUGGGUCUGGGCUUCAAAUAGGUGGGGGCCUGGAAAUGGGAGGCACGUGGAGACCUGUGGCGUGUCUGUGUGUGUGCCUUCAGCUGACAUCCUCCCUGUUAGGGAUUGGGGGGUUGAUACGGUGAAUGCAUUUGCAUUCUGGAAAGAUCACGGAUUUGAGGCAGGUCAAUCAGGCAGGACCUUCUAGAAGUGGAAGUGGAGUAUGUUUUCAGCUCAGUCCUUUUGCACUGAUCCAGCUUCUUUUGUGUCUUAGCUUUGGGCUCUCAGCGACUUUAAGAUAGCAGCACAAAAUCCCAUGGCUUCUGCCCAGGAGCCCAGAGGGGACUACCUUAUAUCCCACCUUGAGUCUCCAGCUGCAGGUUUUGUCUCAGAUUUUUUCAUCAAGCAUGUGACAUUCCCAUUCCUAGCCAGAGCAAGAGGUAGAGAACCAACAGGCAGAGAGGCCUUUCACCAAAGUGAUCAGUAGAGGAAUCACUGGCUGCUUUCAGCUCCCUUUGCUCCCCACCUUAUCUCAGGGGUCACCUCAGGUGGCUUAUGAUAGACAUCUGGGGACCCCAUACCCUUUCUUCCUGCCAGUGCAGGACAAGCAAUCCACACUAUCCCUAGGGGUCUGAAAAGCCUCUGUCUGAACAAUCCCAGGGUGGAGGUGGGGUCAUUAUUUCAGGGGUCAAGAGAGAUUUGUAUAGGAAGAGAUACACACAGAUCUGGGACCCUCUGCUUCACAACUUUCCAUGUCUGAGCUUAGCUUUCACAAACUUAUUCCCUUCCAAGAGAAGGAUCACAGACUCUGAAACCAGUUUUGGCCAAGGAAUGGGGGCUGGGGUUCAUUGUUACUGGAUGUUUACUGACCACGGUCUAUGGCAUCUUCCUCCUACAAACCACUAGGGGAGAGAAGAGUGAGAGAAACAAGCUUAUGCCCUAGGCAGGUUCCCUCCCUCCCCUCCAGAAGCCAGCCCAGAAAUGUUGGCUGGUUUUCCCUUUUUACUCAAAUGUUUAUUUUUCUCUAUGGUUUUUCAACACAUCUGGCUAUCUCACCUUCCACCCACAGACCCAGAUAUUCUUAGAGGCCCUUUGGCAUUCAUUAGCCACAGCUGGGUAAUUCUAGACUGGACACAGGGCAAAGACAGACCGUGGAGUUGAGCUCGAUGAGUACAGACUUAAUUAACAAAUGAUAUUUAUAUACACAUCAAUUUGAAGAGAAAAAAAUGUAUUUCUUUAGGUUUCAAACACUGUGUAACAAAUAUAAUGCAAAAAUAAAGACCUGUUGAAAAGUUA
Messenger RNA from Phascolarctos cinereus (koala), 7145 nucleotides. RefSeq names its product karyopherin subunit alpha 6 (gene KPNA6). The record is from RefSeq and is a predicted model, not a curated record. Gene Ontology annotation, biological process: protein import into nucleus. Gene Ontology annotation, molecular function: nuclear import signal receptor activity; protein binding. Gene Ontology annotation, cellular component: cytoplasm. NCBI's taxonomy places the organism in Eukaryota, Metazoa, Chordata, Mammalia, Diprotodontia, Phascolarctidae.